CAUUCAAUAUAAAAUAUAGAAAUAAUAUAAGACGUGUUGUGUGUUUUAAUUGAAAUGUAAAAUUACUGAUCGUAAUCGGAUUUCUCGUGAAACGUGUCCUUUUCUUCCUUUUCUUUCUUUCUUUUUCUUCUUCUUUCUCUCUUUUUUUUUUUCUUGUUCUUUUUUGAAAAAGAAAAAAAGAAACUACACGUUUAAUGGCCGCGACAAGUGUGCAUUAUUCAUUUUUCUAUUCCCAUUAAUUAUCAUUACCAUCGAACAAUAUCGAUAAUAAUUAAUUAUCCUUAUAGUGAUUUAGUCGGAGUUCUAACAAAUGGAAUAUUAAUGUUUUAAUGAGAAAAAAAGAAAACUACAUACGUGGGUGGUGAUUGAUAAAAGGAAUGAAAACAGUUAUAGAUAAAAUAGGAAACGAUGCAAGUUGGACAAUUGUUAAUUACCCAGGCCACGUGCGUACCAAAUUUCUAUCUAUUGGAUGAUAACGACAGUUCCGGAAUUCCUCGUAGCGACGGAAGUUCUGCAAGCAAUUCGCCGCAUCAUUACGAACGUUUUUCACCGCCAACACACUUGAUGGAUCUCAGUAAUCCACCGGAGCACCGUGACGUGCCGCCUUAUCAUCAUAAUAAUCAUCAUAAUAAUCAUCAUCAUCAUCAUCAUCAUCAUCCUCCUCAUCUUCAUCACCUUCAUCUUCAGCAUAAUAAUAAUAAUAAUAAUAAUAAUAAUAAUAAUAAUAAUAAUAAUAAUAAUAAUAAUAAUAAUAAUAAUAAUAAUAACAAUAGUCAGACUAUUUAUCAAGCACAAUCGCCACCAUUUUUAGUAUACGAAAAUCCAGAUGAUGGUAAAAGAUAUCAUUCUCAGGACCAUCAGGAGGGUAAAAUUAUAAGAGAUUUACAAAUGAUUUAUGACAGAAGAUUACACACCAAUUCACCGGUAUUUCUGUCCGAUCAUGCUAAAGAAGAUGAACAAAGUCUUUAUAUAAUGGCAUCACCAAAUCCUAUCUAUUCAUCCGGUGGCGAAGAACUUACUACGAUCGCUGUAUCGAAAACGGCACAAUUGCAAAAUACUGAACCCUAUCGAUUGAUAGAUGUUAUUGAAUAUAAAUCUGAUACAUUACAUGAAUAUAAAAAGGAGGAUAUCGAUCAGCAACAACAGCAACAACAACAACAUCAGCAACAACAUCAACAACAACAACAACAACAACAACAACAACAACAACAACAAUCACAACAAUUGGAACAACAGCAUAGUUACAAACAGAUCGAUCAAAAUCCAGCAUCGUCUACGAAAACUUUCGUUGUAGAAAAUAAUCGAGUGAAAAAAAAAAGGAAGACAAAUAUCGAUGAUAAUGAAAAUGAAAGUGCAACCUCUUCCUCAACGAAAAUGAAGGUUCGUAGAAAGAGCGGUGCAACGUAUGAAGAAAUUCAAAAUCAAAGAGUAAUGGCUAAUGUUAGAGAACGGCAAAGAACUCAGAGUUUAAACGAAGCAUUUUCCGCCCUUAGAAAGAUCAUUCCAACAUUGCCAAGCGAUAAAUUGAGUAAAAUUCAAACGUUAAAACUUGCAACGAGGUAUAUUGACUUUUUGUAUCAAGUGUUGCAUUGUAAUAUGGAAAACAACGAAGAGGAAAGUGAAGAGAGAAAUCCAAGAAGCGCGGUUUUAGCUGCAAGAGAAAUAACGUCAUCCUCAUGUAGUUACAUGGCACAUGAAAAACUAUCUUAUGCAUUUAGCGUUUGGCGUAUGGAGGGUGAUUGGAACUCUAAUUUAUAAAUAAAUAUCCAAUCAUAGAUAAACAAUAUACAAUGAUAUGAUGUAUAUUGCUCAUAUAAUCAUAUAUAUACGUACAUAUAUAUAUGAUUAUAAUAGAUGGAUUAAAUGUAUACGUGAAAUGAAGGAUGAUGGAACUAAUGAUGAAUGUGUUAUAAUGCUCGGUGUGUAUCUAUUAUCUAAAUAUCGUACAUAUAGGGUGUUUCAAAUUCUUCUUCUUCUUCUUCUUCUUUUUUUUCUUCUUCUUUUUCUUCUUCUGUUUCUUCUUCUUCUUCUUCUUCUUCUUCUUCUUCUUCUUCUUCUUCUUCUUCUUCUUCUUUUUUCUUUUCUUU
Vespa crabro (European hornet) is the source of this 2087-nucleotide messenger RNA. RefSeq names its product protein twist-like (gene Twi). NCBI's taxonomy places the organism in Eukaryota, Metazoa, Arthropoda, Insecta, Hymenoptera, Vespidae. Gene Ontology annotation, molecular function: DNA-binding transcription factor activity, RNA polymerase II-specific; protein dimerization activity; RNA polymerase II transcription regulatory region sequence-specific DNA binding. Gene Ontology annotation, biological process: regulation of transcription by RNA polymerase II; developmental process. The record is from RefSeq and is a predicted model, not a curated record. The coding region runs from base 409 to 1758 and encodes 449 amino acids. The transcript has 2 exons.